Molecule: messenger RNA, 2004 nt
Organism: Dentiscutata erythropus
Lineage: Eukaryota; Fungi; Glomeromycota; Glomeromycetes; Diversisporales; Gigasporaceae
Source: the annotation of a GenBank genome assembly
AUGCCAGCAAAUUGGGAAGAUUUAUUAUGGCGUCCGUUGCAUACUGUAAAAGCAACUAUGGAUUAUCAAAGCGAUCAUCCUAUGGAUUUAUGUUUUGAAGCUGGCGAUAUUAUUGAUGUUCUUGGUAUUGAAAAUGAUAAUUGGUGGAAUGGCUGUAUCGUAAAAGGUCAUAAUGUAAAAUCAAAGAGCUUUGGUUCAUUUCCAAAAAUCUUUGUCGAAAUCAUCGAAGAACCUCCUCAAAAACCAUCUAAACCUAAAAAAAUUACAAAUCCUUGGUUCAAAGAUGAUCUUGAAAAGACUUUAGAACAGCAAAGUGAAAAUUCUAUCUCGAAACAGAAACCGAUCAUUAAUUCAAAACCUUUAGUUAAUCCUCAACCAUCUGUAGAUAAACCACCUCCACCACUACCUUCACGCGAAAAACUUAUGAUGCGUCAAAGUUCUACAAAGACGAUUGAAACCGUUGUUCCAAGGAACAAAUCCCCGAUAAGACAGGAUUUACUUAAUACAAAUCGUCCGGCGAUUAGAAGGAAAAAUUCAUCUAAUUCUGUCAGUAGUGAAAAAAGUAGCAAGGCUUCAACUGCCUUUUCAAUCGAAAGUGAGACACUUGUCGAUGAGUUUGAAGAGAAUCCUGACCCUAUUAGUCGAUGUUUACCUAUAGUUGACAAAGAUUUUGAGGAUUAUUUGGAUACAUCCGAAUAUGAUUUUUCAACCGUUGAUGAAUACGCACGUGAAACUCCUGAAUCUGAAACAAAAUCCGAAGCAAGGUUGGCAAACUAUUUGACUUCAGUAUGGGAUGAUGACAUAUAUAAAUUACGUGCUAUUUUCGCAUGGAUCACUGAUAAUAUCACAUACGAUUGCGAUUCAUUUUUUUCGGGAAAAUUAUCACAUAAAUCUGCCAAAGAUGUCCUGAAAACUAGAACUGCUGUAUGUGCUGGAUAUGCAGAAUUAUUUUAUGGUUUAGCAAAUGAAGCUGGUUUGCGUGUGUGGCAAAUUUCAGGAAACGCGAAGGGUGCGGGUUUUCAAGCUGGUGAUACUAUUGGCCCAAAUGAUCGUGCUUAUGCUCAUGCAUGGAAUGGUGCUUUAUACAAAGGAGAAUAUCUCUUAAUAGAUUCUACUUGGGGUGCUGGGCACGUAAAUAAUAAUAAAUUCAAUAAAAAAUUCCAACCUUUUUACUUCCUUACUUCUCCAACAAAAUUUAUUUAUUCCCAUUUCCCCGAACAAUCAAGUCAACAAUACUUACAACCUACUAUCACAAGAAAAGAAUUUAAUAAUCAGCCGCAUUACAAAAGUGAUUUCUUCAAUGAAGGUCUUAGAUUCUUAAGAUUUUAUGGUUCCGUAAUAGAAGCAAUUGACGAUAACAUAAUUUUAAAUUUGGAGCAAUCAAUUGAUGACGGUAGAAUAAAUAAAGUGACUGCCUUUUUGGAAUGGAAAGGGCAAAGAAUAGAUGCUUUUUCACAGAGGUUAGCUAUUCCAGGUCCCAAUGGUGGGAUUUUACAUCGGCUAAGAAUUGGUUGUCCUACUCGUGGCGAAGGAAAACUUCAAUUAUUUUACAGCAAAGAAGGUAUAAAAGAGUGUCCAGGCAUCUGCAGCAUACUAGUAAAAAAUUCUGGAACUGGCGCAAAAUACAAGCAAUUUGCAUAUCAAUACACCAUCCCAUAUUCAUAUACAAUAAUUAAACCUGUCUACCAAACACUUGGUUAUGGAAAGCGAACUCAUUUUGAAGUAAUAUUAUUCAAUAUAAGCUCCAAUAAAAAAAUUCCAGAAUUUGUUGUAUAUGGACCUGGGAUGGAAAUGCAAACCUCUCUUGAAAUAAUUGAUAGGAAUGAUUCUAAUAGAUGUAUUACCAUAGCUCGUGAUAUUAUGCUGAAUUUUAAAGGAUCCUGGACUUUGUCAGUUAAAAAGGUUCAAUUGAUGCACUUUUACAAAGAUUUAGGUGUGCUUCACGAUGGCAAUUCAGAAGAUCCUGUUGAUGGUGGUUUAGCAUAUCUCAUGAUAGUUGUUUAG